Messenger RNA from Plenodomus lingam JN3, 489 nucleotides. RefSeq lists its product as uncharacterized. Gene Ontology annotation, biological process: RNA splicing. Gene Ontology annotation, cellular component: exon-exon junction complex; nucleus; cytoplasm. Gene Ontology annotation, molecular function: mRNA binding. The record is from RefSeq and is a predicted model, not a curated record. Lineage: Eukaryota; Fungi; Ascomycota; Dothideomycetes; Pleosporales; Leptosphaeriaceae.
AUGGCCGACGCAGAAAUGGACAUUGACCAGCCGGAGCAACAGCAGCAGCAGUCUCUGUCAGCCGACACCACUCAAGCCAGCGACGCGCGCACUGCAGCCGGCGCGACAGCCGUCCGCUCCAUCGAAGGCUGGAUCAUCAUCGUCACCAACGUGCACGAGGAAGCAACGGAAGAAGACGUGCAAGACCUCUUUGGCGAAUUCGGCACCAUCAAGAACCUCCACAUGAAUUUGGACCGCAGAACCGGCUAUGUCAAGGGCUACGCACUGAUCGAAUUCCCCACCAUGGACGAAGCCAAAGCCGCCAUCAAAGGCGCAAACGGCCAAGAGCUCCUCGAACAGAAAAUCACUGUCGACUUCGCCUUUGUGCGCCCGCCGCCUGCCGCCAAGAGCCGUGCGCGCGAUCACGACCGCAGACAGAGUGGGCGUGGUGCGGGCCGGGCGAGGAGCAGGAGUCCGGGGCGCGAUCAGGAAGAGGACAUGGAUGAUUAA